This is a messenger RNA of Anguilla anguilla (European eel), 1277 nucleotides long. RefSeq names its product intraflagellar transport associated protein (gene iftap). The record is from RefSeq and is a predicted model, not a curated record. The coding region runs from base 160 to 696 and encodes 178 amino acids. Gene Ontology annotation, cellular component: 9+0 non-motile cilium; cytosol. The transcript has 6 exons. NCBI's taxonomy places the organism in Eukaryota, Metazoa, Chordata, Actinopteri, Anguilliformes, Anguillidae. Gene Ontology annotation, molecular function: intraciliary transport particle A binding. Gene Ontology annotation, biological process: acrosome reaction; spermatogenesis.
AGCUGCAAUCUUGCGCGUUGGAGGACGUAGUCUUUUCUCCAGAUCAUUGUUAGCACAAAAACUCCAAUUCCCAGUAUGCAUUGUUUGAUGGCGUCGUUGCUUGGAUCCGAGGGAAUGUUUGAACCCGGGAGGUUUGAACGGUGAGUCAGGUGAUGCAGAAUGGCUGUGGUGGGGAGGGGGUCUGGAGCCACGCCCCCGGACCAGUCUGUGAGCCCCGCCCUGGAGCUCUGCCGCAGCUCCACAGAGCUCACCUGUGAGGACUCCCUGGCCUCUGUCUCUCUCCUGUCCACAGGGGGCGUUGUCCGUCCUGUCUGCGAGAGGAGAGGAAGAGGGAGAGAUGGAGCUGAGGAGAGACAGCGGAGGAGAGGAGAGGCGCUGGGUAGCUGGGAGCUUCUCACGGAUCAGGCUGAGUUGGACAACGACCUUGAUCUCUCAGACUUCAGCCGAAGCGAGGAUGGUCUAACAGAAGGAGGUGCUGCCCUCCCUGGGGAGGUGGCAGAGGACCCCCCCGUGUACACGCCCUCUUUCCGCCGACACACCCGGCUGGAGCUCUGCUCGCGGCCUCACCUGGAGCCCCGCCCCCAGGAGCCACGCCCCGCUGUCCAGGCUGAAUCUGAGGAGGUCCAGCCGUUCUGCUUGGACGCGAGCUUCGAUUACGACCGUGUGGAGCUGUCCCACAAACCCCCGGUGCUGUGACCCGACCCGGACCCCCGCCCGAACCUGGGGAGCCCCGCGGAACAUGGACACGGCCGAUUGGUGUGCCCAUGCACCAACGCACCAACGUGCCCGCGUCCUCCCAUACCCAAAUCUUUUCCACCAGCAUUCCUCUUCAGAAGCGUUGUUUUCUAGAACAUUCCUCCGCGCGGCUGGGGCCGCGGUUGGGCAGUCGUUGCUCUUCGCUGUGGGUUAUUUUAUUCUGGGCCGGCCCCCGUCCCGUCAGGGCAGGUGCCCCCCGCGGCUCGCCUGCUCCCUCGCCCGCCCGCUCGCCCGUCUGUGCUGCCUGCAGUAAUGUGGCGGCUCGGCCUGAGAGCGUCUGGCUCCCCCGCGGGGUGAACGCGCCGCGCGGUAAUUAAUUUCACGGCUCUGUGUUCGGCGCCUCGCCGCUCUCUCUCUCUCUCUCUCUCUCUCUCUCUCUCUCUCUCUCUCUCUCUCUAUCUCUCUCUCUCUCCCCGCUGCGUGCCUGUUGCUCUGAAAUAGAAAUGUUCCUGGAAGAGGGAAAGUCAUGUAUUCUGGUACGCAGUUAUGUAAUAAAUUGCACCCGUUUUUCUUUUUCGUUA